Messenger RNA from Oppiella nova, 207 nucleotides. Lineage: Eukaryota; Metazoa; Arthropoda; Arachnida; Sarcoptiformes; Oppiidae. The record is from the annotation of a GenBank genome assembly.
CCGGUCUCUCCGAUGGAGAAGCUGUUCGACUGUCCUUUCUGUGGUCAGGAGAAGACAUGUUUGGUGGACACGGAUAUCGCCACAAGUAAUGCUCGGAUCAGAUGUCAGAAGUGCGAUGAGUUCUAUACCACGAAAAUCACUCAUUUGUCUCAACCCAUAGACAUCUACUGCCAGUGGGUCGACGCCUGCGAGGAGGCCAAUAAUUGA